Molecule: messenger RNA, 999 nt
Organism: Nicrophorus vespilloides
Lineage: Eukaryota; Metazoa; Arthropoda; Insecta; Coleoptera; Silphidae
Product: cuticle protein-like
Cellular component (GO): extracellular matrix
Source: RefSeq, a predicted model, not a curated record
AUGGCUUUCAAGUUCGUAGCUUUCGCAACCCUUUUGGCUGCCGCCAACGCUGGACUCAUCGGCGCCCCAUUGGCCUACUCCGCCGCCCCGGUAGCUUACUCAACACCAUUGGUAGCUAAAGUAGCCGCCCCAGUGGUAGCUAAGGUAGCUGAGGAAUACGACCCUCAUCCACAAUACUCUUACGGAUACGAUGUCCAAGAUUCUUUGACCGGAGACAACAAGCAACAACAGGAGACCCGAGGAGAUGUCGUCCAAGGUAGCUACUCUCUCGUUGAUGCUGACGGUUUCAAGAGGACUGUAGAAUACACCGGACCAAUCCACGGAUUCAACGCUGUAGUCCACCGUGAACCUUUGGUAGCUAAAGUAGCUGCCCCAGUACAUUACGCCGCCCCAAUCGCUAAAGUAGCUUACGCCGCUGCCCCAGUACAUUACGCUGCCGCCCCAAUAGCUAAAGUAGCUUACUCCGCCCCAUUGUCUUACUCCGCUCCAUUAUCCUACGCCGCCCCAGUUGCCGCCCCAGUGGUAGCUAAGGUAGCUGAGGAAUACGAUCCUCAUCCACAAUACUCUUACGGAUACGAUGUGCAAGAUUCUUUGACCGGAGACAACAAGCAGCAACAGGAGACACGUGACGGAGAUGUUGUCCAAGGUAGCUACUCUUUGAUUGAUGCUGACGGUUUCAAGAGGACCGUUGAAUACACCGCUGACCCAAUCCACGGAUUCAACGCCGUCGUCCACCGUGAACCAUUGGUAGCUAAAGUAGCCGCCCCAGUUGUCGCUAAAGUUGCUUACGCCGCCGCCCCAGUCGUAGCUAAGGUAGCUGCCCCAGUCGCCUACGCUGCUCCAGUAGCUAAAGUAGCCUACUCCGCCCCAGUAGCUUACGCAGCCGCUCCAUUGGCUUACUCCGCCCCAGUGGUUGCUAAGGUAGCUACCCCAUUGGCUUACGCCGCCCCAAUUGCCAAAGUAUCUUUCUCCUCCCCAGUAGCCAGCUACUACCACUAA